UCGACCCGUACAGAUUAACGUUUAAGCAUAGAAUCUAAGCCGUUGCUUCAGACCUGAGACUUCACACAUUUAGUAUUAUCCCAUUUCAGAAUACUUUCAAUAGCCUAAACCAAAAAAGAAAAGGCAAAAUGGAUGAGACGAUCAUCAUCAAAGGAACAGUUGUUCUGAUGAAGAAAAACACUCUGGAUUUCCAUGAUGUUAAAGCUUCUUUUCUCGACAGAGUUCAUGAGCUUCUGGGCAAACGAGUCUCUUUGCAGCUCAUCAGCUCCGAUCACCCUGACCCAGAAAACGAGAACAGAGGGAAGAUGUCAAAGGAGGCGUACUUGGAGAAAUGGGGGAGGACAAUCACGUCGUUGGUAAAAGUGGGAGAAACUGCAUUGUCUGUGAGAUUUGAAUGGGGGAAGAAGAUGGGUGUUCCUGGAGCUUUUAUAAUAAGAAACUAUCAUCACAGUCAGUUUUACAUCAAGACUCUCACAUUAGAAGAUGUUCCCAGCCAUGGCCGACUCCAUUUUGUCUGUAACUCCUGGGUCUACCCAGUUCAUCAUUGCAAAUAUAAUCGUAUUUUCUUCUCUAAUAAGAGCUACCUGCCAUUUGAAAUGCCAGAGCCAUUGAGGAAGUUUAGAGAAGAAGAACUGGCUAAUCUCAGAGGAAAUGGGAAAGAGGAGCUGAAAGAGUGGGAUAGAGUGUAUGAUUAUGAUUAUUAUAAUGAUUUGGGAGGUUCCGAGGAUCAACGUCCUAUCCUCGGAGGAUCGCAGCAGUAUCCAUACCCUCGACGGGGAAGAACUGGCCGUAAACCUACCAAAGAAGAUCGCAGAUAUGAGAGUAGAUUGCCACUUCUAAGUCUAAAUUUUUACGUCCCAAGAGAUGAGAAAUUUAACUAUGUCAAGUUUUCAGACUUCAUAGCAUAUGGUCUGAAAGCACUCGUCCGAGUAUUGGUCCCUGAAAUUACAUCUUUAUGCGAUAAAACUAUAGAUGAGUUUGAUAGUUUUGAAGAUGUGCUGGAUUUAUAUCAAGGAGGUAUAAAAUUACCGAAUGGCCCGACCAUUAACAAGAUAAGAGAGCUUGUUCCUUGGGAGAUGCUGAAGGAGCUUAUUCGAAAUGAUGGUGAGAGGUUGUUAAAAUUUCCCAUGCCCGAUGUAAUUAAAGAGGAUAGAUCAGCUUGGAGGACAGAUGAAGAGUUUGGAAGGGAAAUGUUGGCUGGUGUUAACCCAGUAGUCAUCAGACUCCUACAAGAGUUUCCUCCAGCCAGCAAACUUGAUCCUAGAGUGUAUGGAAAUCAGCACAGUUCAAUUACAAAGGAGCAUAUAGAAAAGAACAUGAACAGGCUAACAGUAGAUGAAGCACUGGAAAAGAAGAAACUAUUUAUAUUAGAUCACCAUGACACUUUAAUGCCAUAUCUAGCACGAAUAAACUCCACCAAGACAAAGGCUUAUGCAACUAGAACAGUACUAUUUCUACAAGAUGAUGGUACUCUGAUACCAGUCGCCAUUGAGUUAAGCUUGCCACAUCCACAAGGAGAUCUCCAUGGCUCUGUCAGCAAAGUUUUCAUUCCAGCCGAACAAGGCGUCAAGAGUUCAGUCUGGCAGCUGGCUAAAGCUUAUGUUGCUGUUAAUGAUUCUGGUUAUCACCAACUCAUAAGCCACUGGUUAAACACCCAUGCUGUUAUAGAACCAUUUGUGAUUGCAACAAAUAGACAACUGAGUAUAGUUCAUCCAAUAUAUAAGCUUUUACAUCCCCACUUCCGUGAUACAAUGUAUAUAAAUGCUCUUGCUCGUCAGAUCCUCAUCAAUGCUGGUGGGGUGUUGGAGAAAACAGUUUUCCCUGGUAAAUAUUCGUUGGAAAUGUCUUCUGUCAUCUACAAAAACUGGGUGUUCACGGAGCAAGCGCUUCCGGCCGAUUUGCUUAAAAGAGGUGUGGCCAUCUUAGAUUCAAGCAGUCCUAAUGGAAUCAAGCUUCUGAUAGAGGAUUACCCAUAUGCUGUAGAUGGGUUAGAAAUUUGGACAGCAAUUGAAACAUGGGUGAGUGAGUAUUGUUGUUUUUACUACACUACAGAUGAAAUGAUUCGAACCGACAAUGAGCUACAAUCGUGGUGGAAUGAGGUUCGAACCAAGGGCCACGGUGACAAGAGAGACGAACCAUGGUGGCCCGAGUUGCAGACAAGAUCAGAGCUUAUACAAACCUGCGGAACUAUUAUAUGGAUAGCUUCUGCACUUCAUGCAGCUGUAAAUUUUGGACAAUAUCCGUAUGCUGGUUAUCUUCCAAAUAGACCAACUUUAAGUAGAAGAUUCAUGCCCGAACCAGGAAGUUCAGAGUAUGCUGAACUUGAGUCAGACCCUGAUGUGGGAAUACUGAAAACAAUCACACCUCAGCUUCAAACUCUUCUUGGUAUAUCUUUGAUUGAGGUUCUGUCACGGCAUACUAAUGAUGAGAUUUAUCUUGGGCAGAGAGAAAACUCUGAGUGGACUUCAGAUGAGGAAGUAAUAGCUGCAUUUGAGAGAUUUGGUAAGAAGCUUCAAGAAAUAGAAAACAAUAUCAUACGACGGAACGAUGAUAAGAAAUUGAAAAAUAGAGUAGGACCAGUUAAAGUACCAUACUCUUUGCUUUAUCCUAAUACCUCUGAUUAUUCCAAACAAGGUGGGUUGACAGGUAAGGGAAUUCCUAAUAGUAUCUCAAUUUAAAGCUUUCUUUACAUAUAUAUAUAUAUAUAAUUACAUAAAUAGAUAGAUAUGACUGUAAUGUAAGUUUAAAUUUUGUGUAUUCAUUCUUUUGUCAUGUAUUAAUUAAGCAGGACAAGUGAUAUUAUUCUGUUUAAUUUCAACAUUCUUCUGUAACAAUGAUGUGUA
Messenger RNA from Carica papaya (papaya), 2843 nucleotides. RefSeq names its product linoleate 9S-lipoxygenase 5-like. NCBI's taxonomy places the organism in Eukaryota, Viridiplantae, Streptophyta, Magnoliopsida, Brassicales, Caricaceae. The record is from RefSeq and is a predicted model, not a curated record. Gene Ontology annotation, biological process: lipid oxidation. Gene Ontology annotation, molecular function: oxidoreductase activity, acting on single donors with incorporation of molecular oxygen, incorporation of two atoms of oxygen; metal ion binding; protein binding.